This is a messenger RNA of Globicephala melas (long-finned pilot whale), 7956 nucleotides long. It is a transcript of the gene NFIA, whose product is annotated as nuclear factor I A. Gene Ontology annotation, cellular component: nucleus. The record is from RefSeq and is a predicted model, not a curated record. Gene Ontology annotation, molecular function: DNA-binding transcription factor activity, RNA polymerase II-specific; RNA polymerase II cis-regulatory region sequence-specific DNA binding. NCBI's taxonomy places the organism in Eukaryota, Metazoa, Chordata, Mammalia, Artiodactyla, Delphinidae. Gene Ontology annotation, biological process: regulation of transcription by RNA polymerase II.
GGCGGGCGCGCGGGCAGCUCGCGGGCACCCGGCCGGCGGGCGCGGGAGCUGGAAAGGGUGCGCUAUGCCUUUAACGCCCGCGUACAGUAGACAUGUAUAGUGGAGUGUAGGGAAACUCUAGGCGGGGUUAAAGUUCAGCUCAUGGAGCGGCAAUAGCGCUGGCUGGCUGCAGUUGAGCCGAGUUGGAAAUGUGAACGCAAGAAGCAGGCUUGAUUUUUUUUUCUCCCCCCUUCUCUCUCUCUCCUCCUCUCUCCCUCUUUCUCCUUUCUCACCCGCACUCACGCACACCUCCAAACCGCACACCCAGACGCACACGCACACCCCACCGCCGGGCAGUGAUGUAUUCUCCGCUCUGUCUCACCCAGGAUGAAUUUCAUCCUUUCAUCGAAGCACUUCUGCCCCACGUCCGAGCCUUCGCCUACACAUGGUUCAACCUGCAGGCCCGAAAACGAAAAUACUUCAAAAAACAUGAAAAGCGUAUGUCAAAAGAAGAAGAGAGAGCCGUGAAGGAUGAGUUGCUAAGUGAAAAACCAGAGGUCAAGCAGAAGUGGGCAUCUCGACUUCUGGCCAAGUUGCGGAAAGAUAUCCGACCUGAGUACCGAGAGGAUUUUGUUCUUACAGUCACAGGGAAAAAGCCUCCGUGUUGUGUUCUUUCCAACCCAGACCAGAAAGGCAAGAUGCGAAGAAUUGACUGCCUCCGCCAGGCAGAUAAAGUCUGGAGGUUGGACCUUGUUAUGGUGAUUUUAUUUAAAGGUAUUCCGCUUGAAAGUACUGAUGGCGAGCGCCUUGUAAAGUCCCCGCAGUGCUCUAAUCCAGGGCUCUGUGUCCAGCCCCAUCACAUAGGGGUUUCUGUUAAGGAACUCGAUUUAUAUUUGGCAUACUUUGUGCAUGCAGCAGAUUCAAGUCAAUCUGAAAGUCCCAGCCAGCCAAGUGACGCUGACAUUAAGGACCAGCCAGAAAAUGGACAUUUGGGCUUCCAGGACAGUUUUGUCACAUCAGGGGUUUUUAGUGUGACUGAGCUAGUAAGAGUGUCACAGACACCAAUAGCUGCAGGAACUGGCCCAAAUUUUUCUCUCUCAGAUUUAGAAAGUUCUUCAUACUACAGCAUGAGUCCGGGAGCAAUGAGGAGGUCGUUACCCAGCACAUCCUCUACCAGCUCCACAAAGCGCCUCAAGUCUGUGGAGGAUGAAAUGGACAGUCCUGGUGAAGAGCCAUUUUACACAGGCCAAGGGCGCUCCCCGGGGAGCGGAAGUCAGUCCAGCGGGUGGCAUGAAGUGGAGCCAGGAAUGCCAUCUCCAACCACACUGAAGAAGUCGGAGAAGUCUGGUUUCAGCAGCCCCUCCCCUUCGCAGACCUCCUCCCUGGGAACGGCAUUCACACAGCAUCACCGACCUGUCAUUACAGGACCCAGAGCAAGUCCACAUGCGACACCAUCAACUCUUCAUUUUCCAACAUCACCCAUCAUCCAGCAGCCUGGGCCUUACUUCUCCCACCCAGCCAUCCGCUAUCACCCUCAGGAGACGCUGAAAGAGUUUGUCCAACUUGUCUGCCCUGAUGCUGGUCAGCAGGCUGGACAGGUGGGGUUCCUCAAUCCCAACGGGAGUAGCCAAGGCAAAGUGCACAACCCAUUCCUCCCCACCCCCAUGUUGCCACCACCGCCGCCACCACCGAUGGCCAGGCCUGUGCCUCUGCCGGUGCCAGACACAAAGCCUCCGACCACGUCAGCGGAAGGAGGCGCAGCGUCCCCCACCUCACCAACCUACUCGACACCCAGCACCUCCCCCGCAAACCGAUUCGUCAGUGUUGGACCACGGGAUCCAAGCUUUGUAAAUAUCCCUCAACAGACACAGUCCUGGUACCUGGGAUAAAAGUCACAGCGUCCCACCAUCCACCAGACAGACCACCUGACCCCUUCUCAACUCUGUAACAUGGACGCAUCCUCAACCCAGCGCAGUUACAACUUCACUGUCACUGGAAGGGGAGAAUCAAAUCAACUUGUACAUGGAAACAGCGAGCAUUAUGGUCCAACAGCAAAGGCCAUAACCUUUUGGGAUUUUUUUUUUUAAUACUUUAGGGACUGUUGUAAUUUUCUCAUAUGGUGCUGGAAAUGGUUGGGCUUUGUAACAUUUGAAGUGUUUUCCGUGGUAGCGUGAGCAUUAGGCAGUGUGGCUGGAGAAGGUCUACCCUUGCUCACUGACUUCCCGUUGUGACACACUUUCUUUACGGAGCCCGGCUGUUUCACAGUAUUUCAUGAAUUUACCCACACAGGUGUGAGCCUCCUUGAGCAGUCAGGAGACACAUGGAGAACUAAGUCUUUUGUAGUAGCUGAGAUCUGCAAUAUCUAACUUACGGGACAGUCAAAGGGCAAUGUUUUUCUGUAACAUAUUGGAAAAAGAAAAUGCAGUUAUGUUCCUUUUUUAUUUUUUCUUUUAGUUUGGUUUGGUUCAGCAGUCAGCAGUAAACUAGAUAACAUGGCCCGGAAGGACAGUGAAUCCACUCACGUUGCAGAAUAAUUCCGAAAAUGGCAAACUACUACUACUACUAUUCAGUUUUUUAAAAGUUUUGAAAUGCUGCACUUACAUUUAAAAAAAAAAAACAUUUUUUCAACAAUUUCAACAAUGACACACAAAUUCACAUGGAAAUGGGGAAGAUGGUCUGUUUUGACAGAAACUGACAGGAAUCAAUCAAAACAAUCGAAUUUUGAAUUGAGUAAAGUGCAAUUUCAUUGGAUAGCUAAAUAUCUUUGUAAGAUAGAGAUUGUUGAAAAUUCUAUUUUUGUUUUUCAAGUCCUUCCACCCCAGGACUCUAAAUUAUUGGGGUAAAAAACAGCCUUGCAAGAAAAAGGGGAGCUAUUUUUGCUUUUUAUGUUUUUUAUUGUUAAACUUGUAUCCCUUUAAAAACUGAAGGAAAAUUUAAAAAAAAAAACAAAAAAACAAAUCUAAUGGUGCUUUUACCACAAUAUGUUAACUACAUUAAAUGCUAAUUAAUUAUUUUCUGUUAUCAAAGCACAUAACUAAAAUGAAAUCAUGGUAUCUGUUAAUUUUAUAAGCUAGAAGUCACUAUAAUGGAUUAUACCAAUUCUGAAAGUUUUUACAUGUAUCAGGCAACAUAGGAUUUAUCAGUUAUCAGACACUUCAUUGUUCCAGAGAUUGUCCAGAAAUUUUAAAGACCUUUGCGCCCCUGAACUGGGCUAUGGGAAAAUAAUAUUAAUAAUAAUAAUGAAACCAAUACUGACACAAAUGCUGGUGCCCAUUCAGAUCAAGGGUACUUGUUAGGGAAAAAAAAAAGUUUGCACCCCCAAAUGUCCUGUAUCUUAUGUAAAAAAAAAAAAACCACAAAAAACAAACAAAAAAAGAACAAAAAAAAGUGCAAGUGAUUUUUCUACCAGACAGCGAAGCACCCCUUUGCUUCCCAUGCAACUUCAAGAAGGUUUCCUAUACUAUACAUAUAUAUACGUUCUGGUUGGCAAGCCCUGCUGAUCAGAGAAAGUCUCUGCAUGUUCUAGUGUUAGUAACUAAUUUUUAUAUAGCUAAUGUAGGAUAAAGUAGAGUGCAUUAAGACACAAUAUUGUAAUCCCUACUCUAGGCACUUGCCUUUAAACUAUGUUUUUCAGCCCUUCAGAAGGGUUCUACUACUGUCCUAUACAAUCAAGUAACUGAAAUUCUUGGGAAGACACUUUGCUCCUCAUCUUUCCCCCCCGAAACGAUGUUGUUUUGUUUUGUUUUUUUUCCUUAAUUUGCACGAAAACAAAAAUUCCAUAUCAAUGUGCCUUGCCCUGGAUAGCGAUUAUUUGUGGAAUUGUUGCACAUGCUCCUCUAUUGAAAGGGGUUUUUCCCUAGUCAAGCAUUUGGAGACACUUUUUGUAAAUGUGACUUUUAUGUCAGCCAUUGUCAGUUUCAACAUCUAGAACUAAAUAGAGAGUUAGUUGUUCCGCAGAUAGGAGUAGUCUUUAUUGUCCUCUGUGGUCAGUGGCAGUGCUAUUCUGAGAUCUGUAGAUGCUUAGAAUAUCAGUAUUUUGGAUGUUGCUGCAUUUUACAAUUUAUUUGGAGUCUUCCUUUAUUCCCCUCCCCGCCCCCAGAUAUAUGAAAAUAUGCAAUACCUGCUUAUAUCGUGUAGAAAAGCUUAGCUAUGAUUAAUUUUUCUUUUAUUUUUUUUAUUUGACCAAAGUCGGUGCUGCACUUGACGCAGUGUGUUUUAGGUGUCUGUCUUUGUACUUUAUUUGUGAUUUUUGAAUGCACGUGCGCAGGAAGGGCUCCUCUUAGAGAAGCAGUCAAACUGUGAAGCACUAAGCUGACCCUGCUUCAAGCAAUUUUGUUUUUACAACUGUUCCUUUCACAAGCAAGCCUUAAAAAAAAAAAAAAGACAACUUCCCUUUUCUUCAGCUCCCACACCCCAUUUUUCUUAGCAGACUGCAGUCAAUCCACAUUCAAUACAAAGUAUAUAAUGCCCAUUUUUAUAUGCACGUUUUUAAACUUCCAAGUUCUGAAAAUUGUUUACUGGUUAUCUCUAUUUAAGGAAAAAAAAAUAAAAUAAAACAUUUUGGAUUUUCAUAUGUGUCUGAUAAGUGGUUGAAUAGUCGUUUGGCGCUGUUGUAUGGUGUGAUUGUCAGUAUAUGGUGUCACUUCCUCUAGCCAGCCAGCAUACUUUGCCUUCCCCUAUAGCACUUAGCUGGGCAUUACUUUAUUAUGACAUAUGUGCACUAAAAAAAGAAAAAAGAAAAAAAAAAAGAAAAAAAAUAGCAGCUUUCAGUGCUUCACAGUGAAGGGAAAAAAGCCUAGACAAACAUUUUGUCAGAACCUUGCGAUAAGCCAAGGUAUUACCAGUAAAUUGGUUGUAUAUACAAUAAAAUUGCACCCUUUUUUUAAAACAAAACAAACUAAGCAAUAGUUUGGGCAGUUUUAGUUGUUUUUAGUGAGCAUGUUGUAGUCAUGACUGCAAAGAGAGAGAUUAACUGCCCACUCAGAAGAUAUGUAAUUUGUAUUGUUGUAUAGUUUUAUUGAUUACACUGAUUUAUUCUACCCUAUUUUAUAAUGCAGGACUUUUGUAAUGUUGUUUAAAUGAGGAAAAAUUUCUGUCAAAUUAGCCUAGUGAAAUUUCUGAUUGUUCAUUAUAAAGGCAGCGUUCAUAGAAUGGCUUUUCUUUCUUUCCUGCCCCCCCUCCCUUUGGGAACUGGAUUUAAGUUUAAAACUUUCCUGUUUCCUUUUUUUUUUUUUGUAAGUAUUUAAAUACAGUUAUUUUUUCUCUCUCUCAAUGGUAUAGCAUAUUCCUAUGCUUGAGAAGUAUAGGUCUACUGAAAAACCAUUGUAAAUGGACGUUACAGGUAUGCUGUAUUUUUGAAGGUAUUUUGUUGUAUUAAGUUUGAUGAAGCUAAAAUUAGGGAACUCUGAACAGAUUUGCAGGAAAAAAAUGUUUUAAAGGCUUUAAAACAUUAGGGAGGCAGUCUAGGGUGAUAACGAACAGGGGUUAAGUAUUAAACACACUAAGUUAUAUUUUUGUUCAUGUUUCAUUGUCCAGAAAGCAGCAGGAAACUGUAGUUCAGUUGUGAUCAAGCAGGAAAAAAGAAACACCAACAAUAUGAGUGUUUAACCUUUUUAGACUCAAAGUCAAGCGAAGAUUUUUGAGGAAGACUUUGCUACCUGGGGUGUGUAGACUGACAGACUGAGGGCCAUCCGUGUUUGGAGGCCCAGCCCUUGAUUCUGAGACCCAUUUGAAUUUUUUCUCUCCCGUCAAAUGGCAUUAACAAUAUUGGCAAAGAUAAGUCCCUCAAAUAACUCUCCAUUUUCUUCUUUGGGAACUGAAGUCAGAGGCACAAACAUUAAAUCAUAUCAUUUUUCUGUAUACUUUUUUUUUUUUCUGGCCCGUCCCCUUGCCACUAAAACGCUCCUUGUCUGAUUAUUCAUGGGCAGAGGACCUCUUUCCAAUGCCGCUCUAUCCAUCCCACAGUCGUUUUCUUUCCUUUGAGGUUUGAACUAACUUUUCUGUUUCUUCACACCCUGGCAUGACAGCUCCUCCCUGCCCCACAGUCAGGCGUGGGCUACGGGCAAGCCAAGGCACACUUCCCAAAGCUUAUAUUCUUCAUACUCUGACCGGUGAAGUGUAAAGGAACCCAGACUUCCCAGAGUCACAGUAUUCAGGCAGCCCAUCAGAAGAUGCAAAACCCAUCUCAAAAAGUUUGUCUUUCACUUUUCGAACCCUUAUCCUCAUAGGCUUUGAACUCUGUAGUUACAGUGUCAUAAAGUAUUUAUGAAAUCUGGAUUAAGAAAAAAAAUUUUUUCCUUGUGAUUGUUUUUUUUGGGGGGAGGGAGUUUCUAAGAAUGUCAUUUAAUGUACUUGGCAUCAUAUCUGUUUGUCCCUAGUGGUGGUGGUCUCUCUCUCUCUCUCUCUCAUUCUCUUUCUCUCUUUCUUUCUUUCUUUUUUUCCUGGUAGCAGGCCUCCAUAGAACAAAUUUAAAACACAACUGGCAUGGUAAUGUACGGAGAGCUUCAGUGGCACCUCACCACCCACGCUCCGAGAUCUGUCCUAAGACAUAAGACAGUCUCAGAAAGCUGCACUGCCCCCCAGCACAGCUUUCAUUCAAAUCAGCUUCCAAGGCCAAUCUCGUCCUGAAGUCAAUGCAUGUAUUUACUGUUUGACAGUAAACCCGCUCUGCCUUCUCCACGUCCAAGGCUGUGCAUUCGUCUAAUUAGUGUCGUGUAUGUUUUCCUUUUAUUUUUUCCAAUAAAAAAGCAGUGGGAUGAAAAUUGCUUUGAUAUAUAGCAGGUAACAUUGAAGCUAUUCCAUAGCACUUAACUGUAGUGAAUACUGUGUCACCAAUUCUGAAAUCAAUUUAAUGUUUAAUGCAAAUCCAUUACAUGGUGCUAUUACAGGCUGACAAAAUGAUUUACACAAAUGUGACAACUUGGGCUCAAUUCACUCUGCUUUCCAACAGUGUAAAUGCAUAGCAGUGUUUAUCUGCAUGAGAACUAUGCACUAAUCUAUCUGAAGAAAAACUAUAUCAACUUUGGUAUCUACUUUCCGUUUACUUCAAUCCUUGCCUUUUUGGUCAUUGUUAUAAUGCCAGCUUUAGGACAGAAAGAAUUAUAAGAAAACCAGCAUAAUACCUGAUAUAUUAAAAUGUAGUGCCUGUGAAAUCUGUAUUAUAUUGCUCUUCUGAAGUAAGAUUUUUCUACACCGGUAGCCUUCGCUGUCUGUCAGUCAGGACCUUCUGGUAUAGGUGAUGUAAAAUAACCGUACAAUAUUAAUGCAUGCUAUUCCAUAAUGCUUAGUGAACUGUAUGAAUAUUACUCAAAAUUAUGUUAGUCUUUUUUUCUGACUUGGUUCUUGUCAGCUAGGUUUAAAGGUAUUUCACUGAGAAUGCAAAUUCUGUCUUUUCUUGGUUUCGGCUGUUUUCAGUAUUUUGGAGGUAUACAUUUACUUAAUUCAGUAUUACUUGUGUUUUUGUUUUCGUUUUUGUUUUUUGUUUUCUUUUUCCUAGGGGACAAGCAUGGGUGUUUGAUUUCAGAAAUCAGUCCCUGGCAAGACUUUUGUCUCAAAACGACCAUUUGAAUUUCAAGAACUCUGCUCUGAAGACACCGAGGACAUUUCCAAAUGAGGGACAUUUUCCUUCACCCUCGACUGAAGCUUUGCUGAUCCUGAAACGUUUUCUUAAUGGACAGUGUUCAGCCAGGUACCCAUGCUUGAUCCGUCUUCACACCAGACUUCCUCAUAUUAAAAGAAAAAAAAAAAAAAACGAAAAAAAAUCUUUAUGAGAUCACGUGGCUAUUUAGUUUCAUGCACAGUUGCAAUAUUUUCUUCAAAAAUAAAACUCUGUACAAACUUUGGGCCCGAUUCAUAAGAAAAAGAAAUUGGCUAUUAACACGGGAUUUUUAAAAUACAACUAUUUUUUUUUUUCGGUCUAAAUUUGAAAUGACUUGCUUCCCAAAUGAAAUGUUUCAUCUCAUUUUUUUUUUUUCCUAA